AUGUUCACACCCCCAGAUUCAGACGACACCCGCAACAUGCCCCCGCUGGUCGACACCAACCAGCCUUUCUACCCCCCGCCUAACGGAGCGACUAACGGCGGCGAUCCAGGGUUCUUCGAUGCGUUCCCGGGAGCCAGCGGCGGAGGAGGAGGGAACCCACACUCGUCACCCUGGGCACCUCCUGGACACACACCCUACCCCGCGCACCCCGUACACCUCAGUCCGUGGUCUCCCCAGCCCGCAUCUCUCUAUCCAACACCUCCGCACAGCGCCCCCGUGGGUGGGUGGCCCUACGGCGGCUACGCUUCCGCCGGACCACCCGUGUGGGGCCCACCACCCCUCGCAUCCGCCGGCGCAGCACCAGGGAACCCGUGGGGAAUAGGAAGUGGCGGCGGUGGCCAGUGGGCCGGCGGGUACACUGCAUCCCCGCACCCUGCGUUCCCAGGCGCAGCUGCUGGACCGUCGCAGCCGCACUCGCCGUAUGCUGCGCCCGGGACGCCGUUUGACUCGUCGGUUGGGCAGCCGAUAGCUGAUGGAUGGUUUGGACGACGUGAAGGUGGCGGAGGCGGAGGUGGAGGUGGAGGGUGGGGAGACAACCGGAGGGCAUGGGAAGCAAUGGGAUGGGACGGACGCGGGAAAUGGGACUGGGACUGGGAUGCUGAGGAACGGCACCUCAAAGAGCUAAAGAAAGAGAAGAAGAAAAAGCACCGCAAGAGCGGGGAGUAUGGUGAUGAUUGGGAUUCUUGGGAGCUUUUGGGUUGGGAUCUCGGUGGGGGGUCGGCGAUGAAGAGGUCGAGCUCGCAUGGUCCAACGCAACCGCAUCGCAGACCGUCUUUGCAUCGCUCGUCGUCAUGGGGGAACAAGAAUCAAUAUCGCGGGCAGCAGUACUCGCCGUGGGCGCCCAAUGCGCAUCUCGAUAACGGCACCCCUGACUACGCGCAGGGCGACAUAUUCGACGAGAAUAAUCUUGCGAAACGGCCGAGGGAUUGGAGGGCGGAUUAUAACCCGCGCCCUGGUCUAAUCCCCGCUGUGACGAUGGCUAUGGGCGCUAUGGGGGGCUUGGGGAGGAGCCGGUCAACGGUAAAAGAAUUCCACGACCCUAUCCGUCGCCAAAUCCACCCGCUCUUCGACCUAACCGAUGUUUCCCCUGCACUAUCCUUCUCCCUCCGCGCACCACCAAAUCCACAUUCCCUCUCCCCACCCAACCUCAAAUUCUUCCGCCUCUCACGCCCACACAACCCCAUCGACCUCCUCCAACUCGCCACGCGGCCCGCGACACCCUUCAUGCGGCUCAUGCACCCCAAAUUGCCCUGGUACAUCGACAUUCACGAGUCACGGCCGAACGGCGUGCUCGUCGGCGACGUGCUCGAGCAAAUGCACCGGCAGCUGCACGUCAGCAUCCGCGGGCGGCACUACUGGAACGACGUGCUUGGGCCCGAGGAGCGGCGGGAGAUCGCGCGGGCGUUCGAGGAGCGCGUGCGGGCGUAUGGUGAAGGGGAAGGUAUGACGCCCGAAGAGCGCGAGCGGGAGGAGCGGGAGAGGAGUGUGUGGGCUGAUGGUGCAUGGGGCGGUGUACAGGCCAAGGGCCGCGAGCGGGUUGGGGAGGUGGUCAAGAGGGGUAUUAUACAAGUCGAUUUCCUGGGCAAGAAGUUUUGGUUUGAGGGACCCUCCUCCGCAAGGGACGUUCGUGCUGGAUUGGAGGAUGUCGCUCGUGUCCUCAACUCGCUUCCUUCGCCAGUUGUUAUCACGCCCCAAGACGUCAGCAAUGUCCACGCCGUAAACCACCUCAUCAAAAGGGUGAAAAACCCAUGCGCCUUGGCUCUCUUAGACGAGAUUGAGAGCAGUCCAAGGGUUCCCCUACUACACGGGAGAGUGAAGGAUAACCAACCCCCUACGCUGGAUAAAGUGGUCCGACUACGUGCUUGUCUGAUUUUGGUGUCCAUACCUGCGCACCGCGCAGCACUCGCUUGA
Molecule: messenger RNA, 1971 nt
Organism: Psilocybe cubensis
Lineage: Eukaryota; Fungi; Basidiomycota; Agaricomycetes; Agaricales; Agrocybaceae
Exons: 4
Coding region: 1-1971 (656 amino acids)
Source: RefSeq, a predicted model, not a curated record